Messenger RNA from Fonsecaea pedrosoi CBS 271.37, 294 nucleotides. RefSeq lists its product as uncharacterized. NCBI's taxonomy places the organism in Eukaryota, Fungi, Ascomycota, Eurotiomycetes, Chaetothyriales, Herpotrichiellaceae. The record is from RefSeq and is a predicted model, not a curated record. The transcript has 2 exons. Bases 1 to 294 code for a protein of 97 amino acids.
AUGGUUCACAAGAUCCUGUUCUGGGCCGGUUUCGGCAUCGCCACACGCUUUGUCCAACUGGGGAUAGAGAUGAGACCAUUCUUUCAACGCGGCACAUUAUGGGUGUACCCACUUUUUGCAAGCAUCGGGGGAUCCUUUGGUUAUUGGUUGACGGGCGUUGAAGAUAGACAAGUCAAGCUCCUCCAGCAGCGGAAACAGAUUAUAAUCGAGAAGAGACGACGGAGAGCAGAGCGUGAAGCGGUUGCGGAUGGGUCGCUCGCUGAAACCGCAGGCGUGCUGGCAUCGACGAGUUAA